UAGGGAGUCAGAGACUGACUCGGGAGGAAGGGGCGGGCGGAGACAGAUUAGAUUAGAUGGGUCAAGUUCAAAGCGAGGCAGCAACAGCGGAUCGCUACUCUGGUUCUGGUGUCUCCUCCUCAUCCUCAUCCUCUCCUUCCGCUUCCACAGACUCUCCUAUUGCCGUGGAAGCUGCAGCAUAUGGCAAUGACGGAAAUGAGUCUCUUGAUGCCAAGGCUCACAAGGCACUGGAAUGCCCCUGCAUAGCUGACUUACGAAGUGGGCCCUGCGGACUUCAGUUUUCAGAGGCCUUUCUCUGUUAUCUUAAGAGCACAGUGGAAGAAAAGGGAUCAGACUGUGUGCAUCCAUUUGUAGUUCUGCAGAAUUGUAUUAAAGCUAAUCCUGAUGCCUUUUCUCAAGACAAUUUAGAAGAAGAUAAAAUUAAGAAAGAUGACGACUACAAAAUCUACCCCCCGACAUGGUCCAGAGAAUCUCAAAGUCCAAAGUCCAAGCUUUAGGGAAACCUCUUUCACCGCUCUUUUUUUUUCACUUUUCUUAUAACAAACAGUGACCAUUGACUUUGUUUAAAGUUGGCCCUUCAUUGAAGAUGCCCAAACAAUUUGAGUUUGUUUUAUUGGAAAGAUGGUUAAACAUU
This is a messenger RNA of Pyrus x bretschneideri (Chinese white pear), 634 nucleotides long. RefSeq names its product mitochondrial intermembrane space import and assembly protein 40 homolog. Gene Ontology annotation, cellular component: mitochondrial intermembrane space. The transcript has 4 exons. The record is from RefSeq and is a predicted model, not a curated record. Gene Ontology annotation, biological process: protein import into mitochondrial intermembrane space. The coding region runs from base 57 to 497 and encodes 146 amino acids. NCBI's taxonomy places the organism in Eukaryota, Viridiplantae, Streptophyta, Magnoliopsida, Rosales, Rosaceae. Gene Ontology annotation, molecular function: protein-disulfide reductase activity.